Molecule: messenger RNA, 1332 nt
Organism: Metarhizium robertsii ARSEF 23
Lineage: Eukaryota; Fungi; Ascomycota; Sordariomycetes; Hypocreales; Clavicipitaceae
Product: zinc finger domain-containing protein
Exons: 6
Coding region: 1-1332 (443 amino acids)
Source: RefSeq, a predicted model, not a curated record
AUGCAGCUAGAUGAGCGAAAGGAGAGCAUCAUCGCGGCGGUCAAUGACGAGCAUGCGAGGUUCAAGUUAUGGUCUAGAAAUAUCGGUGCCCACCGCACUGGACUUGGUUCACUGGACCAUCGUCUUCGGGACUCCUCUCCUCUCCUCUCAGACAGCAACUGCUUAGUUGAAGCCAUAUUGAGCGGAAAGGCGACGCCAUGGGACGAGGAGGUCAUAGACGGCUGCGACAUUGACGCCGAGUUGAAAGAAAUACUUGGGGAUGAAAAGUUUGAGUUCAACUCAGAACUGGAUCAGUUGUCCGUAGAUAUCGCCGAUAUUAUCAACUCCUUGCUGCGGCUUUCCACGACGAUACGGAAUCCAGCGCCGCAUGACCACUUCAUGUCGACUGAAUACGCAGAAGAUAGUUACUUUAGCGAUUUCGAUGCUCGACACGUGGAGGCCAAGUACAAGGAUGCAAACCAAGACCUGAGGCGGCGGCACUUCAAGUACCGCGAGUCGCACCAUGCCAAGUUGUCUCAAGGCCUUGACCUCGACCAAGGCUGCACCGAGGCGGGAGAAAAGAGCACAGUUGCGUCUUCGGUGCCUUUGGCUAUGAAGGACCCCGGGAACUCGGCGCCAUUGUUUGGCGAACUAGACGAGGACGACCACUCGGAGACUGGAAACUCUCAAACAUCAUACGCCACGACCGCACCAGAGUCCGAGAAACUGCGAGUCCCGCCUCUUCCAGAGCAUGGAAAUAAAGAGUACAGCAGGCGUCACGAAUGGAUGGACCACGUGCUCCAAAAACAUUGGAAGACCUGGAGAUGCCCAGGCUCAUGCCAAGGAUACUGGUCCCCUCAAGCGUCCCUUAAGCGACACGUGCAAGAUAUACACUCGGAUAUCAUAAGCACCGGAGACCUGAAUGCUAGUAUCGCAAGAAAUGAGCGAAUGAAACUGUUAGACGCAAAGACCGAAUGCCCGUUGUGCAAGCACCCAGUCGACCUGGCUCUCUUUGCUCUUCCCAAAACCGGCGACAGGGAAGAUUCAGACGACUAUGACGAGAUGGGUGAUGACAAGGCGGUUGAUAGUAGCGAGGUGGACGACGAUAACAAUGUACACGACAAUGACGAGGUGACAGUUGAUAACGGCCUGGACCAAGCCGACGAGCUGGACGAUCAAGCCGAGCUAUGUACAACUGAACGUAGAGGGAGACACGAAAUGCUCCAAAGUGAUGACAGCAGAUCAAUUCCGUCUAAAAAGCAAAUGCCAAAGGCAUCCUCUCAUUACCAGGCCAAAGUAAACAGGGCUUGGCAAUGCGUGCGUAUCACCGUCUACUUCAACACUCGAGAUUAG